AUGGACGUUGACCACGACAAAUGUGAAGGGGAGGGGACUCACCUAGAACCGAUGGACAUUGACCACGACGAACACAAAGGGGAGGAUGUCGCAAACAACACUCAACCGGAAAACUACAUGAUCGUCGAUGAUGAUGAGGCCGGUGGGGAGGAUGCGAUGGAUGUUGAAAGAUUAUAG
Suillus fuscotomentosus is the source of this 177-nucleotide messenger RNA. RefSeq lists its product as uncharacterized. The record is from RefSeq and is a predicted model, not a curated record. The transcript is spliced from 3 exons. NCBI's taxonomy places the organism in Eukaryota, Fungi, Basidiomycota, Agaricomycetes, Boletales, Suillaceae. The coding region runs from base 1 to 177 and encodes 58 amino acids.